CCUAUAUAUAUGCUUCUUCCCUUCAUUUCUCAGAGUCCUCUGCCCCAAUCCUCAACAAAAUCGACAUCGAAAUCCCUUCUCCUAAACCGUGAUUCUCCAUUUCCCAAAUGGAUUCUUGCGCCAUUUCUUCCCCUUUUCAGACUCUAAUUUUUGAUUUGGAUGACACCCUGUAUUCAUCCAAGACUGGAAUUGGCAAAGCUCUUAAACGAAACGUUGAAGAUUUUCUUGCCGAGAAAUUCGGAAUUUCUGAAUCAGAAGCUCAGGAUAUGAACAGAGAGCUCUUCAGAACUUACGGAAGCUCCUUAGCUGGCCUCCGGGAUUUAGGGUAUGACAUUCACCCGGACGAUUAUCACAGUUUCGUGCACGGAAGAUUGCCCUACGAUUUGAUCAAACCGGACGCUAAGUUGCAUAGCAUUCUGCAAUCGAUCAAACAGCGCAAAAUCAUUUUCACGAAUUCCGACAGAAUUCACGCGAUGAAAGCGCUGGAUCGGCUCGGAAUCAGCGACUGCUUCGAGAAAAUCAUAUGCUUCGAAACGAUGAACCCUGCUCUGUGGGGACCAGCGUCGAUGGAACAUCCCGUGGUGUUGAAGCCGUCGAUGGAAGCGAUGAGGAUCGGCGUCGACGCCGCGGACGUCGAUCCCCGCCGCACGCUGUUUUUUGACGACAAUGUGAAGAAUAUUGGCGCCGGGAAGGCUAUUGGGCUCCGAACGGUUUUGGUUGGAAGAGCAACAAAGAGGCAAGAAGCCGAUUAUGCGAUAGAAACGGUGAGAGAGAUGGUGCAAUGGAUUCCAGAAAUAUGGGUGGGUGAAGGAGAAGGAGAAGGAGAAGGACUGCAGUACUAUUAGUCUUUAUUAUGUACAUAUCUUAGCUAACAAAUAAUCUUUGUAAAAUUAUAGCAUUGAAAUUGAAAUUGAAAUUCUUUUCCGUUGUUAGCAAAAA
Messenger RNA from Salvia splendens (bonfire salvia), 939 nucleotides. RefSeq lists its product as uncharacterized. The coding region runs from base 108 to 845 and encodes 245 amino acids. NCBI's taxonomy places the organism in Eukaryota, Viridiplantae, Streptophyta, Magnoliopsida, Lamiales, Lamiaceae. The record is from RefSeq and is a predicted model, not a curated record. The transcript is spliced from 8 exons.